Populus nigra (black poplar) is the source of this 1795-nucleotide messenger RNA. RefSeq lists its product as uncharacterized. Gene Ontology annotation, biological process: mRNA splicing, via spliceosome. Lineage: Eukaryota; Viridiplantae; Streptophyta; Magnoliopsida; Malpighiales; Salicaceae. Gene Ontology annotation, molecular function: RNA binding. Gene Ontology annotation, cellular component: U2-type spliceosomal complex. The transcript has 2 exons. The record is from RefSeq and is a predicted model, not a curated record. The coding region runs from base 288 to 1595 and encodes 435 amino acids.
UUAACAUGAUGAAAAUCAAUUUCAUAAAUUAUGGCCGAGCUCGCCCUUCAAAAUAUAAGUAAUGCCCUCUGUCCCUCUCUCCCUGGCCGAGCUCGCCCUUCAAAAUUAUGCAGAGUUGAAUUGAAUUGAAGAGCAGGUAAAUGAAUCCCACCCUCAUUUAUAACCUAACCUAGCCUAGGGUUCUUCUUUUUCUUCCCCAAAUUUCCGUUUAUUAAAUUGCUCUACCUGGUGUUAAAAGAAAUUAGGGGUUGGAGGAAGAGGUGGUUUAAACUGGCAAGCUUUUCACCAUGUCGGUUACAGCGGGUGUUAGUGAUACAGCUUUAGCUGUUAGAGAUAAACUUAGAGGUAAAAUUGGACAGACCAAGGUUAAAAGGUACUGGCCUGGCAAAGCCCCUGAGUGGGCUGACGAUGCUGAUGAAGAUGGAGAUAUUAGGAUGGCGAGGGCUGCUGCCUUGGAUAAAGCUUUUCCUAUUCGUGAUGAUUCCUAUGAUGUUGCUGCGUCGAAAGAUGAUCCCAGGCUGCGUCGUUUGGCUGAGAGCAGGAUUGAUAAUCGUGAUGAAGUGAGGGCGGAUCAUAGGAGGAUUCGCCAGGCUGAGAUUAUUUCGACGGAAGAGGAGGAGAUGCGGAGACAGGAAUGGGCUGAUAUGGAGGAAGAGGAUGAGGAUGCAUUGGAGGAAAGGAGGAGAAGGAUUAAGGAGAAGUUGCGCCAUAGGGAGCAAGAGGAGGCUGUGCUUCUUCCCAUAGAGGAGGAGGAGGAAGUGGAGGAAGAGGAAGAAGAGGAGUCUGAGUACGAGACUGAUUCUGAAGAGGAAAUGACAGGAAUGGUUAUGGUGAAGCCUGUUUUUGUGCCCAAGUCGGAAAGAGAUACUAUAGCUGAGCGUGAGCGGCUUGAGGCUGAAGAACAAGCUCUCGAGGAAAAGGUGAGGAGGAAAUUGGAGCAGAGGAAGGUGGAGACGAAGCAAAUAUUGGUUGAGGAGAUACAGAAAGAGGAGUUGAUUCAGAAGAAUCUGGAGACGGAGGCAAAUAUUGCUGAUGUGGAUACUGAUGAUGAAAUUAAUGAGGCGGAGGAGUACGAGGCUUGGAAGGUCAGAGAAAUUGCAAGGAUUAAAAGGGAUAGAGAGGCCCGUGAGGCAAUGUUGAAGGAGAGAGAAGAGAUUGAGAGGGUGAGGAAUAUGACCGAGGAAGAGAGGAGAGAGUGGGAGAGGAAGAAUCCAAAACCUGCUCCACCAUCGAAGCAGAAGUGGAGGUUUAUGCAGAAAUAUUACCACAAGGGUGCUUUCUUCCAGGAUCAGCCUGAUGACCGAGCAGCAACUGCCGGAACAGAUGACAUUUUCAGACGUGAUUUCUCAUCUCCGACUGGAGAAGAUAAGAUGGAUAAAUCCAUAUUGCCCAAGGUUAUGCAAGUCAAACACUUUGGUCGCAGUGGACGAACGAAAUGGACCCAUCUUGUCAAUGAAGAUACGACUGAUUGGAACAAUCCGUGGACAUUCAAUGAUCCUCUGCGGGCAAAGUACAAUGCAAAAAUGGCUGGAAUGAAUGCUGCUAUAGAUAAACCCAAAGGAAGCAAAAAGUUGAAGGAUUGGGAAUCCCGGUAACCAAAAUUUUGAAGUGUCAUUAAGCUCAGCGAAGAAACUGUUUAUUGGACCUUCUUUAACUAGAAGUUUGCAGGACUCCAUUUGUCUGCCCUCGUAGAGCUGUAUGGUGUAGGUUCUCGUUAAUCAUGGUGCAGGCAGAUCUGUGUAAUUUUCAUCAUUGGGGAAUUUCAUGCGCUGAUGAUCUAUUAUCAUUUUCACCA